Lingula anatina is the source of this 6142-nucleotide messenger RNA. RefSeq names its product disintegrin and metalloproteinase domain-containing protein unc-71. Lineage: Eukaryota; Metazoa; Brachiopoda; Lingulata; Lingulida; Lingulidae. Gene Ontology annotation, biological process: proteolysis. The record is from RefSeq and is a predicted model, not a curated record. Gene Ontology annotation, molecular function: metalloendopeptidase activity.
UUUACGACAUCGGCGGCAACAAUAAACGACGUGAAGGACGGACGCAAUACGUGAUGGAUUAACAGCACAAAAUGCCCAGAAAACGACUAUUUUAGGUGACCAACUAUGGCCACUGUUAAUACACUGGUGCUACUGUGUCUUCUGGUGACUCAAGGAGGCACAGAAACCACGGAAAACCAAGUCGUCUUCCUCACUCCCACAGUCAACACCACAUUUCCCUCCUCUCCUGCACACACAGAGAUAGAUGGCGCCAGUGAUGACAGCACCACUGACUCUGACACCACUGUCACCACCACCAGCACCACAUUUUCCAUAGACCCACCACCCAAGGAAGUGACCAUGUUUUCUAAUAGCACCACCAGUGGCACCACUGCAACCACCUCCGACAGCACUGUCACAAAGGCACCACCCAAAGUAGACACCAGUGGUGCCGAGGCACCGCCAAAAGACACCACCACCACUGAGAGCACCACUGAGAGUGCAGCACCACCUUUAAUAGUGCAGAACCUCCCUGCUGUAUAUGAGAUCGUCUUCCCAGAGCAAAUUCGACACAAGAAAAGAAUUGGAAUAUCUACAAGAGAUGACAAAGGACGUAGAUUUAAGGAACACUACCAGUAUGUGGUCUAUACAGUCAGUCUUGGAGGACACAGACACAAACUACAACUCCAGCUGAACCAGAAACUGCUGUCUCCUAAGAUUCAACACAAACAUUUCCUAGAGGGUAACACUCAGGUGAUCUCAAAGACUGUUGCUGCUGAGGACGUGGAGCACUGUUACUACCAUGGUCAUGUGAAGAAGACUUGGAGCAGUUCAGUGGCUGUCAGUACUUGUAAUGGGAUCAGAGGAGUGAUUCAUCUUGAAAACGCGACCUAUGUCAUUGCUCCAUUAGAUGAUGCCAGCAAGGAGGAGCCCCGGGCACAUGUGGUGUUUCAAACACUGGGACCAGUGGAGACAUCUUGUGGGAAUGACAUCGCUCAAUGGCAGUCGUACACUCAGCUUCACAGGAGAGAAUUCUUACACCGCAUGAAGACUGUGAAAGCCAAGCGCGUGCAGAGGAACAUCAGAUCAGAGACGAAGUACAUCGAGUUGGGCAUGGUACUGGACCAUAGCAUGUCCCGUCAAACCAACUUGUCUCAGGAGCAGUCCUUGCAGUAUGCGCUGGAGAUAGGCAACAUCAUGGACCUGUACUACAAGCCAAUGAACAUCCGUGUGGCCUUGACCUACAUAGAGGUCUGGAACCAAGGCAACCAGAUAUCUGUGUCAAGUAAUGUCCGCCAGACGCUGCAGGAGUUCAUGGUGUACCGCGAACAGCACAUGAAGUCUGCACAAAUAGACGUCGCUCAACUGAUAACUAUGGAGAAGUUUGAGCAUGGUAUGGCAGGUAUGGCGGUACCAGACUCUGUGUGUACAGCCAGGGCUGUCGGAGUCAAUCAUAACCCUGACUUUGAGCAGCAACACCAGGUGGCGAGCACAGUGGCUCACAUGAUAGGACACAACCUAGGUCUCAGCCAUGAUGAUAACUCACGCCAGUGUUCAUGUGGCUUAACGUCAGGGUGCAUCAUGGGACAGAAUAUUGUUGACUCCCGUGGCCACCAUCCCAGUGACUUCUCGCAGUGCAGCGAGGAGGACCUGGACACUGCGCUGCAGACUGGACUAGGCUGGUGUCUUUUUGAGAGCCCCAAGGAGCCGGCGUUUCCUCAGUACUGUGGGAACAGCUUUGUGGAGAGAGGAGAAGAAUGUGACUGCGGGCCCCCAGAGCUUUGUGCUAAUACCGACCCUUGCUGUGACGCUACCACAUGUCUCCUGAAACCUUGGGCAAGAUGUAAAUCUGGACCCUGCUGUCAUAAUUGUACUGUGCGCACAUCAGUGUUCAAGUGCAGAGAAGCUUCCAAUGAAUGUGAUGUUCCUGAGUUCUGUGAUGGUAUCCAUGGAGAGUGUCCGUCCAAUGCCUAUGUCCAAGAUGGUCAGCCGUGUAGUGCAGGGAAUGGCUACUGCUUCCACGGACGAUGUCCAUCCAAGGACCAGCAGUGUCAGAACCUGUGGGGGGAAGGUUCAUCCUCGUCUGCUUACAAGUGUUACGAGGUGUACAACCCUACUGGAGGGAUGAACGGACACUGCGGCAGAGACGCCAGCACUGGGGAAUUCUGGGAGUGUGACCAACAGAAUGUCCAGUGUGGGCUACUCCACUGCCAGGGAGGUCAGAACUGGCCGCUGAAAGGGGACACCAACCUCAUAGAAAUCUCCAGGACGAUUUACGGCACCAGUGGGCAGGAGUAUGAGUGCAAGACAGCCAAUGGUGCCCCGAGUGCUGACGUGACAGACAUGGGACUGGUAGAGGAGGGAACCAAGUGUGCCCACAACAGACUGUGUGUAAACCGUGUGUGUGUACACAUAGAUACCAUCAUCAGGAAGAAACCCUGCCCCAAGGGAUUGGACAACAGGACCUGCUCGGGACAUGGGGUUUGCACCACAAAGCAGACAUGUCACUGCGACACUGGCUGGUCAGGAACCAACUGCAGCGCGCCUCUCCGUGACCCAGACAAGCCCACCACCCCACCAAUCAGAGACGGCGAUGAGGUCAUAGUUCAUUUCCCGCCUGAUGAGAUAAACACUGCGGAAUUGUUUACUACCACUGUCAAUGGUAGUGCUGUGCUGGCACCUCAAGUGGCAGACUCUGGUGACACAGUGAGACUGGUGAUCAUUCUUGUAGCAGUGACGGGAUGUGUGGUAGUAGUACUGGUACUGGCCAUGUUGUGUUACAGACGGAAGAGCCCAGCCUCUGUGACAACCAAGUGGUUUGGAAAGAAGAAGACACUGAGCAGCAAACACAGCGAGUCCAGUGCUGAGGAGGGUAUUGUGAGGAUUAUAAAGUUUGGAAAUAUGCCCUCAUAUAGGCAAGACAAAUUAGACGAAAGAAAAAAGAGGCGAAAGAAGUCACCCCUGGGUAUCGGCAGCGGCAGCGAGUCGGAAACCCCUCACAUCAGCGCAGACGACCAAACAGACAUCAAAAUCGUCCACAAUAAUUUAUCAAAGACCCCGGAGAGGGGGAUUCUCAAAAACGGUCCAAGGAGCUCGGAGAGUUUACAGAACAUAGGGCACAGGGACGACAGUGGGCGUGGCAGCCGGGAGAGCCGUAAGCCCGAGCUGAGUCCCAGCGACAACGAGGUUUACAUCAUGAGCGAUGACAGUCGGGGGUCUGGUAAAAGAUUGACGUAUUCGCACAGCAAGGAUAAUUUUGAUGUGACGAAGUUACGGGGGUCACCUGUCCCGCCUCACACCCUGUUUGUAGAUAGUAACGGGGACCCUAUAUCUAUUGAUAUGUUAGAGGAAGAGACGCCCUCCAUGUCAAGUAAAGAAAACUUAGCACAAACUUUAAUGUCUCAAAUUCCUAAAUCAGGGAGCAAAAACUCUUACAGAGAAGUGAAAUCUGAUCCAAAUUCUCCUUACUCGCCACAAGACAGACAGCCGCGUUUAGGUGAGGAGAAUUUAUAUGAUAAUCAGAUGUCACCAGUGAAAUCUGGAAGCGAAGAGGGCCUUUCCUCGAAAUUGUCGUCGUCUCCGAAAAGGUCGCCUCAGAGACAAGUGAAAAGUAAAAGUCGAAGUAGGGAGAAUCUUCCCGACCGCCAACAGGUCGACCAGUCUCCUUGCAGAGAAGAGCAAGAUGGCGGCAGCGGAGAAAGUGGAGACUCUCUAGGAAAACAGCAGCGGUUUGGUUCCACGUCCAGGUCUCGUAUUAUCAAACUACGCAACUUGGAGGACUUGAUAAAACAGAUAGACCAACAAGAGUCCAACAACCUCUCUCCUGCAAAUUCGGAAGACUUUCGCUGCAGCGAGCCCGAGGCGGACCGCCAUUUUCGUAAAGGACAGUUCAGUCUGCAGGAGACGGAACCCGUGGUCGGUAAUGGCGGCACUGAUCUGGAUGGUUUUGAUGUGAAAAAACAAAGAGACAGCAUCGAUUCUGUGUCUUCCCCAGCCAGUCCUCAAUAUUAUCACAUCGAUUCUUCUCCGAACGGCUCCCCAAAUAGACUAAGCCAAAAGAGGCGCUCUUUUGGAUCCGGCGGAGCUUUUCGAGAAAUCUCUCCUCAGCAAGUUUUCCGUCCUCUAUCGAGUGAAGACUCGCAACUUCCUCACAGCGUCUCUCCCGACAACCACUUUCGUCCCGUUUCACCGCCGAAAACUCCCGUGAGGCGGGUGUCGCCGGAAUACGGCUACCCCGCGCACAAACAAAAUCAGUUUCGCCCCAUUGCCCCCGCCCGAAUAUCUUACGAGACGUCAGAUCAGGCGCCGGUUUCUCCGUCAAAAAGGAGGCACUCGACUGGUCGCAUGAAAAGUAGACAGAAGUAUGUGUGACGAGAGUUCCUGUGCGUAAAUCUGGACGUCGAAAUUAAAAACUGCCACUUAAAUAUCACAUUUCUGUCAUAAUAAGAUGCUUAAUUUUUCUCAAAGUUAUUAUUCUCGACAGUUUAUGUCAAAAGUGUAGUAUUUUUGUACGUGGCAAUAGUGCUGUUCUAAAAGCCCGCAAGCACACCGUCAUUUGAGGUGUAAAUGUGCAAAAAUAUCACAUAUUUCAGGUGCUCUUGCAAUUGAGAGAAAAACACCUGAUUUAAGGACGUUCAGUAAAGUUUACUUACAUCAACAAAAUUCAUCUAACUUUCUACAUCAGAGACGCCAAUUGCAGAGUUAGGUUUCCUCAACAUGCCCCGUUUGUGUAAUGUUAAUGAACUACACAAAAACUUGUAGAAUGCCACUCUGGUUUGAUCUUGGUUGCAGUGACAGUGUGAUGAUGCGGCUUCCAUUUGGUGCUUUAUGUUGAUAUCUUGCUUCAUACACUCAUAUUUAAAGUGAUGUCACUGAACUCUGACAACUCUAAGAUUGUGAUUUUAGUUGUCCAGAGCUCUACGAUGGCGAAUCAUGCUUUCAAAUUAUGUUGUCUUUAAACAUAAGAGAGAGUGACAGACGCAAAAAAAUAUCACUGUAUAAUUAUUAUGCUUUGCUAAAUUUAAUUUCUCCGCCAUCUUGGACAUUUUCAAAGAAAGUGUCGUUUACAAAUGGCGUCUUCGAGAUUGGUCUGUGCACCUUGUGUUUUUCAACAGUGUUUAUCGUUUAGUAGUGGAGCAAAGUGUAGAUUAUAUUUUUCAUAUCAUCACAACUUGAUGGUUCAUGUAGAGCAUUAUUUGUAAGAUAAAUCUAGUUUGAUGAUUGUGUUUGUAUUUAGAGGUCUUUUUUUACCAGAAUAAUGCAUUUCUUUCUUAUCUCUUAAAGCAGCGGAAGCUACGGACUCGCUGUUACAGUGUACAAAUAUAUUAUCUGUCUGUUUGUGUAUUUUAAUUAUCAUAUAUUUAAGUUUUUAUGAUGGAGCGAGAUAGAAAGAGAAGAACGAGAAGUGUCAUUAUUAGAUAUUUACACGAAAAAUUAUUUUAGGUUACAAACAAUUUUAUUAUUUAAAAAGUAUAUUUUAAAUUAUAUUUCUUUGAGGAUAAAUUGAUCUUGUAGUAGAAUAAUCUUUUUUAACGUGAUCAGAUAGAAAUUCAAUCGAACAUUCGUGAAGUGAAUUAUGUUUGUGUGACGUAGUUAGAAUUGACCAAAUAUGGUCUAUUUGUUUAAUACCAUAAUUGGUCAUUGGUAAAUUUAUUGUUUUUUAAAAGGUAUUGUUGGUGUUUUCCAUGUGCGUUUUUUAUGUGUGAGGAAGUGCCAUCGAAUUCAGCACAGUACUGAGUAGUUCAAAUAUUUGUGAAAAAUUCACAAUAUAUUACAAGGCUGCUGUGUUGAUAUUAAAAUUUAGACAAGCACAAAUAUAAUAAGAUUAAUUUUAAAAAAAGUUAUGUAACAGAAUAUAAAUUUAACUUUCAAAUGUUAGACAUUGAUUUGUUGAUCUCUGUAUUGCUGCUCAAUAGUGUUUUGUUAUGCAAAGUGGCCUUUCUACUCUACACGGUGCUGACAUGCUGCAGAUCCUCCGCUUUGAGGGGCUUGCCUUGAUAAUGUGUAUGUGACGUCAUGAUCCGGGGACUUGAACGUUACGUCUGCAGUCGGGAUACGAACCCUUAAGGUAUUAUAUUAUGAUAUAUUGUCCAGGCCAGGUUUGGUAGUACUUUAUGUAACAACCUUAUUUUUCUGAAGGUUGGCAUGGAUGAUAUGGCAUUCU